AUGGCAAUACCAAAGAUCAAGUAUUCCCAGAUCAGGAGAUACAAGGCUUAUUGGCGGUCGCGGAAUAUCGCGGUGCUAAGAACUACAGCAACUGCGGUCAGAAGGCGUUACCUCACAACUAGGCGCAAUAGGGUCCAAGGGAGAAUCGAUAUAUAUCUGAAAACCCGACGUGAGGCCAAGAGAACCCUGGUAAAGGCCAUCGGAGGAGCGAAAACUCUGGCCUGGCGGGAUUUUUUGUCCUCUAUAGAAGAGGACCCGUGGGAAAAGCCAUACCGGCUCGCCAUGGGCAAACUAAGGGCCCACACGAUACCGGUUACGGAUGCUCUGGAACCAGCGACGUUGGACAGUUUGGUGCGGGACUUCUUCCCGAGAAUGACUACGGCGGCAGCUCCGUUCAUCAGCUCUGUUGCCAAAGACGCAGUCACGGAGACGCCGGAAGAGGUUUUUAAGGCGAUGAGGAGGAUCCCUGGCGGUAGAGCUCCGGGGCUGGAUAGGAUACUGGGCAUUAUGGUGCAAAAGACGGCAAAACAUUGCAGCGUGGGGCCCAUAUGCCUACUGGACAAGGCCGGAGAGUUGUUUGAGAAAACUAUACUGACCAGGGUAAGCGGAUUCCGUGAAAAAAACUGCGUAUUUUCACCAGCGCAGCACGGAUUUCGUAUCAAAUGUUCGACGGUCAGUGCGAUAAACGCAUUAAAGAGGUGUUUACAAAUGUGCGCUGAAAGGGAUUGCGCUGGAAUCGUAAUGUCCCUAGACGUCAGCAACACGUUUUCUUCGCUCCUUUGGGACACCAUUAUGAACUCGUUAGUAGCCAGAGAUUUUCCUGCAAACCUGCAUAAGGUAUCCUCCGGUCUUUUAGGAGGCUUCUUCCGAACCUCCGCGGACAAGGGAAAAGAAGCGACGCCUCUACAACAUAGCAGUACAACGUUGCACUAA
This is a messenger RNA of Polistes canadensis, 933 nucleotides long. RefSeq lists its product as uncharacterized. The record is from RefSeq and is a predicted model, not a curated record. Bases 1 to 933 code for a protein of 310 amino acids. The transcript is spliced from 3 exons. NCBI's taxonomy places the organism in Eukaryota, Metazoa, Arthropoda, Insecta, Hymenoptera, Vespidae.